AAAGUGCUGUGUGUCGCUAGCAAGUGUAAUUUUUGCUCGUUGAAAAUCCAAAGAAAAAGCAAUUUUUUCGCUUCAUCUUCUUGAAAAUUUAUGGAAAACAAAGUCCGAAGGUGAUCGCAGUGGAGUACGUUUAAUUGGCAUAGAUUCUGAAGCGAUUAAGUGCGGGUUUUUCAUUGCACAAAAAAAUAAUCAUCUCAAGCAGUCAAAGGGCAAACGUCACAACUUCACACGUCAGCCGGAAUCUUGCAAGCUUUCGUGCGACUUGUACUCGUGAGUGUUGAUCCCAUCGUUGUUGGUGUUUAUGCCCUCGUCUGGAACUACGGUCUGAGGAUAUAGAUUCAAAAUGGUACUGAUAGCAGCCGCCGUCUGCACAAAAGCAGGAAAAACAAUUGUCUCUCGGCAAUUUGUUGAGAUGACCAAGGCUCGCAUCGAAGGUCUGCUGGCUGCUUUUCCGAAACUAAUGACUUCAGGAAAGCAGCACACUUUUGUGGAGACGGAUUCCGUGCGGUAUGUCUAUCAACCGCUGGAAAAGCUGUAUAUGCUAUUGAUCACCACCAAGGCCAGUAACAUCCUGGAGGAUUUGGAAACGCUGCGACUCUUCUCCAAAGUGAUUCCGGAAUAUUGCCGCUCGUUGGAAGAGAAGGAAAUCAUCGAGAAUGCAUUCGAUCUGAUCUUUGCUUUCGACGAGAUCGUUGCCCUCGGGUAUAGGGAAAGUGUGAAUCUGGCUCAGAUUAAAACAUUCGUUGAGAUGGAUUCGCACGAGGAGAAGGUUUACCAGGCGGUUCGACAAACUCAGGAACGAGAAGCCAAGCAGAAGAGUCGCGAAAGGGCGAAGGAACUGCAACGGCAACGGAUGGAACAGAAGAAAAUGGGUGGCAGUGGCCGACCCUACGGUGGGGGUAGUUCCGAAGGCUUUGGAAGCAGCUCGAGCGCAGGCAUGUCUAAUCAUUCAGCAAUUACAACUCCGUCGAUAGCUAUUGGCGAAAUUAAACCGGCUGCACCUGCUGCCAAACCGGCUGUUGCCAGAAACGCUCUCAAGCUGGGAGGAAAGAAUCGAGAUGCGGAUACUUUCGUGGAUCAGCUGAAGAGUGAAGGAGAGAAGGUCGUUGCUAACCCAACGCCUUCAGCUACUUCGGCGGUGGUUAAAGCUAAACCGGUUUCAGAUGUUCCAAUGGAUGAGGUGCAUCUUCGUAUGGAAGACAAAAUUGUGGUCCGCAUCGGUCGUGACGGAGGUUUGCAAGCAUUUGAACUGUCUGGAUUGUUGACCUUGCGCAUUUCAGACGAAAAAUACGGUCGAAUUAAGGUGCAAUUGCAAAAUGCAGACCAACGAGGCAUUCAACUGCAAACGCAUCCCAAUGUCGAUAAGGAACUAUUCAAGAGUAAGGGUCAAAUCGGUUUGAAGAAUCCAGCAAAACCGUUCCCAAUGAAUACAGAUGUUGGCGUUUUAAAAUGGCGAUAUCAGACGCAAGAUGAAUCUGCCAUUCCUCUGACCAUUAAUUGCUGGCCUUCGGAGAAUGCUGAAGGUGGUUGCGAUGUUAACAUUGAAUACGAACUGGAACAUACCCGACUUGAGCUUCAGGAUGUCUGCAUUACCAUUCCAUUGCCCAUGGGAAUUACUCCAUCCAUAGCGGAAUGUGACGGCGACUAUCAUCACGACUCCCGCAAGAAUACUCUGCAGUGGAAUCUACCCGUCAUUGAUGCAUCCAGCAAGCAAGGUUCGAUGGAAUUCACCGUACCCAACUCGAUCCCGGGUGACUUCUUCCCACUGGACGUAUCGUUCUCGUCGAAAAUUCCCUACGCCGAGUUGCAGAUAGUGAAAGUGCAACUGGUCGAUGACGAAUCGGAUAUUAAGUAUUCAACCGAAACCCUAUUCUACCCCGAUAAGUACGAGAUUGUGUAAUUUGUUUCUGUUCCAACUCGUUGGUCUUCUCUUGCGUUCCGGAAACUAUGUGUUUAUUAGCCUUAUAACAGUAGGUACUUCCUUUGGGUAACAACAACUGUUUACGUAUAUGUACACAAAAAUAUAUUUUAGUCUGAUGCUAUUGUGUCCUAUUGCCCA
Molecule: messenger RNA, 2059 nt
Organism: Ochlerotatus camptorhynchus
Lineage: Eukaryota; Metazoa; Arthropoda; Insecta; Diptera; Culicidae
Gene: deltaCOP
Product: coatomer subunit delta
Exons: 8
Coding region: 344-1900 (518 amino acids)
Biological process (GO): retrograde vesicle-mediated transport, Golgi to endoplasmic reticulum; endoplasmic reticulum to Golgi vesicle-mediated transport; Golgi localization
Cellular component (GO): COPI vesicle coat
Source: RefSeq, a predicted model, not a curated record